AUGUUCUGUGUCUCCUACAAACAGUUAUUUUUGUGUUUCGGAGCAGUCUAUCUUUUGUCGCAGACAAAUGGGGCGUUGAUUCAACGUAGUGGUGAGUACAGUCUUCGACUACAAUAUCUGAUACGACAGUGUGUACCACUUUGCGCAAAUGAUGGUCAACUGUAUGUGCCUGACCGAUUGUGGAAGAAAUGCAGUUGUGUUUGCCCGCGUGGCUACACCGGCAUUGCCUGUGAACGACGAGUCGAGGAACACAAACGGAACUAUCCAGCUCGACUGACCGGUACAAUUUCUGAGAGCAGUAUCGGUGCCGGAGAGGAACAACCGUAUCCAGAAGACUCUGUGAUGAAUUAUUAUACCCAAUGGUCCGAGAAUCCGCACAAACACGUUCAAUUCGAUAAUGCUGAACGUCAAGCAGGAUGGGCUGUCUAG
Echinostoma caproni is the source of this 429-nucleotide messenger RNA. Lineage: Eukaryota; Metazoa; Platyhelminthes; Trematoda; Plagiorchiida; Echinostomatidae. The record is from the annotation of a GenBank genome assembly.